GGCGGGUGGCAGGCCUCCACGUGAAGGCCGGGACGGGGCAGGCCCGGGGGGCACCCUGCCACCGGCCCACCGAGUGACUGAGUGACACAGAAUUGGAGAACCCAGAGGAGUCCAAGGAAAAGGUUGAAGUUGUUGGAUGUCCAUUCCUAAGCAUUAGGGGAUGAUCACCAAGGCCAAUAACUUGGGUAUUCACGAGAGGAUUCCGGAGACAAAGAAAAAUAAGGCGAAAGCCGAUGAAAGCCAAAGCGUGAUUGUGCUAGAGGAUGAUUUGAGGACAGGGGUCUCCGAGGAAAACAGCAGUUGGGCCGGGAAGAACCGGGUGGCCCUGGACGGGGUCCCUCAGUUGCUCAGCGUGAAAAAGCAAAAGAAGAAAGCUAAAGCGGCAGACUCUCAAACCAUGAUAGUUAUUGACGGGGACUCGGAGCCCACGACGCCUCAGAGACCUAAGUCUGAGGGAGAGAACCGUGUCUCCGAGGACAAGCCCCCCGGACAAGCCGUGACCUCCAGAGAGGAGAAGAAGAAGAAGAAAAAGAAGAAAAAGAAGAAGAGGAAGGGGCUGGUGGACGAGAGAGAAACAGAUCUGCCCAACCCUGUGGCAUGGGCAGAAACCAGCCACGGGGCCCAGUCGGGGGAGGAGGUGGACAAGAAAUCCCAACGGCGAAAGAAAAAGAAUAAGAAGCAAGGCAAGGACACUGUCUUCCCAGCCGGUGACCCCCAGGCCGGGCUCGCCAAGGAACCUGGGCCGGACCCAGGAGAGGGUGAAGGUGACAGGCCUGAUGCCGGCGGCCAGGCCCGCAGGGGCCUGAAGAGGACGCCCAGCCAACUCGGGGAGCCUGAGGACGGAGAGCCGGUCCCCAAGAAGAAGAAAAAGAAGAAGAAAAGGACCACCCAGCACAAGGAAGAGACGGAAGGAGCAGCGGGGGACCGGGACAGUCUGGAGGCGGCGCCCCAACACGGAGAGGAUUGCCAGAGGAAAGGUGGCAAGAAGAAGAACAAGAAGAAGAAGAAGAAGAAGGCCAAGCUGACGCUGGUGGGCGGCAGGCUGGUGGAGGCUGCCGCCGAGCAGCCCAACAGGGAGGGGAAGAAACAGAAGAAGAGGCCGGUGAUGGAGUGCCCCUCGGAGGAACCCGCUCAGAAACAGAGGAUGAAUGAAAAAGCAGCCUUAGAACCACAAGGCCCGGAAACGGAACAAGACAAAGACUUGGAAGUGAUAGCUGUAAAGGAAGGGAAUGUGGACGAAACAAAUAUAGACAAGGCCCGACUGCAGCCCCUGGGUGAUUUCAGAUGCCCUGACGAUAGACCUCGUGCCAUAUGGGGAGAUGGGCCCACGCGGUUCCAGGAUGAUAAGCUGGUGAUCCAAGGCGUGGGGGCCCGCGGGGCGGUCAGCCUGCCCCAGGUCCGGCGGAAAGCCCUGCAGGAAGAAAUCGAUAGAGAAUCUGGGAAGACCGAGGCCUUCGUCGCAGCGGAAGUGGAACCCGCUACACGCUUUGGCCAGUGGGAUACGGCAGCUUUUGACAAUGCAGACCAGAAAAUGAAAUUCCUAAGACUGAUGGGAGGUUUCAAGAAGUCUUCCCCUUCGCUCAGCCACCCCCCAGCAACAACGGCAGCAGCAGCAGCAGCGGGGAAGCCAAACAUGGCCCUCAACAAGAAGGGAGCAGAGUCCUUACGGCAGAACCUGCAGAUGCAGUUUGACAAAGCACUGAGCUGGAAGCAGAGCCGCGGGAUGGGACUGGGCUUCUCGUCGGCUGCAAAGAAAACCUUUUUUAUCGACAAAAGUGCAUCCAAGUCAGUAAAAUUUGAGUAUUAAACAGGAAUGUCUUGUCUGAAAAUAGCCAAAGUGGUUUGACUUCUAUAAUCUAUGGACUAAAGUCAGUGGAGUUUAUUUUUUUCUUUUUUAAUUAACAGGUGUCAAUAAAUUGAUUUGAUUGUGAAAUAGAUUUAGUGGGUUCGGAGGGGGUGCCUCUUUUGGAGAAAAUGUGCUAUUCUGAAAUCACUCUUUACCCUGAGCACUUGGUGUGAGUAGGGGCCAGCUGUGGUCUUAUGUUGUGUGGCCUUUACUCCUGUUUAAGGACAUUAGAGGAACCAGCCACAAAAAAGGGUGGGGGGAGAGGGCGGUCUGACCAUCAGCCAAAAGGAGCACGUCCUAAUGCGAGUAUUCUCUGAAAGGGCAGAGGACAGAAAUAUUGUGGGCCAAGAUGGAACCUUUCCAUUAUUAUUGAUGGAGUUUCCAGUGAAACAAUUGUAUUUAUUUUUCUUUCUGGCAGCUGGAAGGGUUAUAAUGAGCAGAUUCUGAGGAGGCUUACAAAGUACACGAGAUUGUUUUCUCCCCAGGGUUCAGUCCACCAACAUAUCUAAAAGCAAUCUGUUUUUCAGCCGCCCCGCUUUGAUACGGGUAGGGGCUACUAGUUCGGAGACGACCGAAGUCAAACUCUGAUGAUUUGGUCUUCCAGUUUUGCCCAGCUCCAAACGGAGAAGGUAGUUGGUGUUUCAGACCUUUCCUGUGCUUUCAUGUACUUCUUAGGAAUAGCAAGGUUCGAGAUCCAUAACGCGCACCCUCCCAAAUUGAGUCCCUCCCAGGGAGGGAGGCAUUUCCGGGCCACGCAAAACAAAUGACCCAGUUCGACCCAUUCCUAUUCAGACUUUCUCAGGGCGACUAGUGAUGUAAUAGAGGCCGUCCGGGAAUUUUAGGUUGGCUUCUAGUCUUUGAUGUUGCAGUGCACCUCAGUUAUCUCGGCCAGACUACAGAGCCACCAAAAGAAAACUCUAAAUUCAAUCCAUCAGCUGCAUUUUCUGAGCGCUUACUGUGUGCAGAGCACUGUACUAAGCACUUGUUCAGUAUAACAGAAUUGGCAGGCGUGUUCCCUGCCCACAACGAGCUCCAUUAUAUACUCACCCUCCCCAACUACCCCCCUCCCGUCUCUCGUUGACCACCACGUCCUGGGCAAGCCACUUGAGCUCCAAUGACUAGAUCUUUGCAAGUGAUUUUUAAAAGUAUUGGAAAAGAUCACACCCUCUUCCAUCAACCAACUUGCCAGCUCCCAUCGUGUACAUAGAGUAUAUAAGAAUAUAAUAAGUUUCUGCAUUUUGUACAUAACAUCUAUUUUCAAAGUGGGAGAUUUUAUUAUGGGAUUGGGGGUGUUUCUAAAAAUCCCAAUAGCUCAGGGAAAUGCUAGUUUUAUUAUAUUGUAUAGAAAACCCGCCUCUGCGUUCCCCACACAUCUCUAGAAGCUGGAUCGAACCUCACUGCUCUCUUUUUUUUUUUUUUUAAAUGAAACAGACAUGUAAAGUGAUGGAAGUGUAGUAUCUCAUACAAAAUAAAUUUGGAAUAUUU
Molecule: messenger RNA, 3331 nt
Organism: Tachyglossus aculeatus (Australian echidna)
Lineage: Eukaryota; Metazoa; Chordata; Mammalia; Monotremata; Tachyglossidae
Gene: KNOP1
Product: lysine rich nucleolar protein 1
Exons: 7
Coding region: 161-1807 (548 amino acids)
Source: RefSeq, a predicted model, not a curated record